AGUGAGGAGAGGAGAGGAGAGGAGAGGUGAGACCGUGAGAGUCCCACGAGAACCACUCCCAUUCCCCAUUCCAUGCCAUGUGAUGUGAAGGCGUGUGUCUCCUACCUCCUCCCUUGGACGCAGAGCCCCGUGCUUUCCUUUCCCCCCUGCCUCUCUCUGCCUUAUCAUCACCACACAUGCGAUUCAGUAAACAGAUUCACUGCACUGCACCAUUUGUUUUGCUGCCCCCUGCCUCUCCCUCCCCUUCAGUUCGAGUCUUCUUUCUCCUUCCCUCUUCUUUGAUUGCUUCCGCUGUUGCUCAUCCUCUCCUUCUUCUUCUUCUCCUCUCCGUAUGUCCAUGUGUCUCCUGCCCUGAUUGACUCCUUGCCUCCGACUCCCCACUCACUCUUCUUGGUGGCAGAGCUUCUUCUUUCUGUUACGUGUCAGCUUCUUCCGUUCAUCGGUCCGAGCUUUCUAGAUUCAACAUCGCUUCUGCUCGUCUGAGUGGGAGGAGUAUCGAUGCUUUGCUUGGCCUCCCACCAAUGGUGAAUCCGAGUUAGUUUGCCGACUUGCCGUGGAAGAAAGGAAGAGAAACCGCCGGCGAGGGGCAGAAAAAGAUGCGGGGUUUGAGUAGGCUUGGCGUCGGGCUCACGGUGGUGUACGCGCUCCUCCUCCUCGCGCUCGCCGCCGAGCUCUACUACCUCCUCGUGCACAAGCGCCGCCAGCGACGACGCGCCGCCGCCGUCUCCGACGCGGCCUCCUCGCCCUCCUCCUCCUCCCGCGAGCUGCUCCAGCUCUUCUGCUUCAAGAAGCCGCCCGCACUCGCCUCCACCUACGCGCAGGAGCCGACCGAAGCCGUGGCCGAGGUCGUCGUCGACAACGACGACGACGAGACGGUGGAGGCGCAGCUGAUGCGGCUCGGCAGCCUCGUCGGCCCGCCGCGGCUGCUCUUCACCAUCAAGGAGGAGACCAAGGAGGACCUCGAGUCCGAGGACGGCCGGAGCAGGUGCGGGAGGAGCCGGAGCCUCGGCGACCUGCUGCAUUGCUCCGAGACGCCGUACCUCACGCCCGCCUCCUCGCCCCUCCCGCCGGCCAUGGAGAAAUCGUACAACCCCCUGUUCGAGUCGCCGGCGGCGAGCCCAGCCGCGGUGGCGGCGUCGCCGCCGCCCAAGCUCCAGUUCCUCAAGGACGCGGAGGAGAAGCUGUACCGGCGGGCACUGGCCGAGGAGGCGAAGAGGGCGCGGGGGUCGCCGGCGGCCGGCGAGGAGGACUGCGGCGGGUACAUCACCAUCGUGGUGGGGAAGAACACCCGAGUCAUCCCCUUGCCCUCGCCUCCCGGCAGCGCUUGAAAAAAAGGUGGCUUUUGUUAACUCGUCUGAUGCUGAUGCAGAUGCAGAGUCAGUCAGUGUUCCGUUCUAGCGUAGCCUCUGUGCUGUCAUCUUUUUUUGAUCAUUCCAAUUGGAUGAUUGGAUGUACAUAACAUGAAGAGUCUUGCUACACACACGAUGAAAUUGGACGAUGCACAGACGAUGGAUUAAAUCUGGCCGGACAAACGUUGAUUGAGGGCGUCGGCCGCUGGAUUUACGUGUCGUGCAUAGAUCGGCCACUUGUGUCGUGCAUGGAGCAAUUUCGUAACAUGAACAUGGCGAGGAACUGAGAACUUGGGAUCAAUAUUUUCUUUUACUAUCUGUAUCUGUAGUCUCUAGUCUCUAGUCUGUGACUUGUGACUUUAAGGUGCAAGUUAAUUACAGUACUGUAAUUUUGUUGUUGUAGGAGGCAAAACAUUGCACUCUUAUGUUAUGUAUGAUGAGCAUAAAUGGACCAUCAUCCCAGAUCAGAAUAUCAUUAAUCCUAAUAUUAAUAAACUGUGAGGACACA
Molecule: messenger RNA, 1857 nt
Organism: Triticum dicoccoides
Lineage: Eukaryota; Viridiplantae; Streptophyta; Magnoliopsida; Poales; Poaceae
Exons: 1
Coding region: 597-1328 (243 amino acids)
Source: RefSeq, a predicted model, not a curated record